This is a messenger RNA of Phalaenopsis equestris, 2479 nucleotides long. Its product is annotated as phosphatidylinositol/phosphatidylcholine transfer protein SFH6-like. Bases 373 to 2244 code for a protein of 623 amino acids. The record is from RefSeq and is a predicted model, not a curated record. NCBI's taxonomy places the organism in Eukaryota, Viridiplantae, Streptophyta, Magnoliopsida, Asparagales, Orchidaceae. The transcript is spliced from 14 exons.
AGUGGGCGACGUAUCCUGGAGCCUAUUUCUUUCGUCCUGGCAUUUGGAGGCAACGUUAUAAAAAAACUUAAUUAACUAAUCCCGAAUCUUUCGCUGUUAAGCCGGCGCUCUGCUUUCCGAUUUCUUCCUUCCUUCUUUCCGCUAUUUUUACCAAAUUUCGUUCAAUGCCCUUUCAUCUCCCUCACGCGCUGCUGACGCCACGCAACUGAAGCUAUCGCAGGUGAUCUGACAGCUGAUUGGAGGGCUUCCGGAUUGUCUGCUUCAUGAAGGGAAUGCUGGUUUGCUGAUUGUUCUGCAGCUUCCUGCUUGAUUGCUUGUUCGAGUAACGAUUCGGCUGCGUUCUUGCCAUUGGAUCUAAUAUCUAAGUUGAUCAUGUCGGAAACACUUGAACAGUUUGCCUGGUCGCGUUUUGAUGGUUUCUCUAGUUAUGAUGAACGUAGAGAACGAAAGUCUGAUUUGGAGUACUCUGAAGAUGAGAGGAAGACAAGAAGGGGAUCUUUAAGGAAACGGGCAAUUGAUGCUUCAACUAUAUUUAAGCACUCUUUGAAGAAGAAAAAGUCCAGGAGAAAGAGUGAUAACAGAGUUACCUCUCUUUCAAUUGAGGAUAUAAGGGAUAUAGAGGAGCUUCAAGCUGUCGAUGCAUUUCGUCAAUCACUAAUUUUAGAUGAGCUGCUGCCUGCAAAGCAUGAUGAUUACCAUAAAAUGUUGAGGUUUUUGAAGGCUCGCAAGUUUGAUGUUGAGAAAGCAAAGCAAAUGUGGGCUGAAAUGCUUCAGUGGAGAAAGGAGUUUGGGGCUGAUACGAUUACAGAGGAUUUUCAGUAUGAAGAACUACCUGAAGUUCUGAAGUACUAUCCGCAUGGUUAUCAUGGUGUAGACAAGGAGGGGAGGCCAGUUUACAUUGAGCAGUUGGGAAAAGUUGAACCAAACAAGCUUAUGCAUGUUACAACCAUAGACCGAUAUGUACGAUAUCAUGUGAAAGAGUUUGAGAGGAGCUUUUUAAUCAAAUUUCCUGCUUGUUCAAUUGCUGCAAAACGGCAUAUUGAUUCUAGUACAACUAUUUUGGAUGUGCAAGGGGUGAGUUUGAAAAACUUUAGCAAGACUGCAAGGGAGUUGAUUCAAAGGUUACAAAAAAUUGACAAUGAUAAUUACCCUGAGACAUUAUACCGCAUGUAUAUUAUCAAUGCUGGCCCCAGUUUUAGAUUGUUAUGGAACACUGUAAAAUCAUUCCUUGACCCCAGGACAACUUCAAAGAUAAACGUUAUUGGUACCAAGUACCAGAGUAAGCUUCUAGAAGUAAUUGAUACCCGUGAGUUGCCUGAGUUUUUCGGUGGUACCUGUACCUGUGCUGAUGUGGGUGGAUGCUUGAAAGCUGAAAAGGGCCCAUGGAAGGACCCUAAUAUUUUGAAGAUGGUUCUUAGUGGAGAGGCCCAAUAUGCCCGGCAAAUAGUAACUGUUUCUAGUGGAGAAGGAAGGAUCAUUGCUUAUGCUAAGCCACAAUAUCCAGCAGUGAAAGGAGGUGAUAGUUCCACAGCUGAAUCUGGAUCAGAAGUAGAUAAUAUUACAUCACUCAAAUUAGUAAAGCCUUCUGUCUCAUACAACCGCCUAACCCCUGUGCAAGAAUUCCCAAAAAUGAUAGGGAAGGGUACCCACCCAUUAAGGUUCUCGGAACCGGACGAGCAUAUUCCCGUAGUUGACAAGGCUGUGGAUGCAGUAUGGAUAAAACAGGCUUCUAACAGGUCAUCUCCACUGAAAGGUGAAGCAUGUUUGGCAGAUCCUCACAAGUCUCCAGAUGGAGCUCGAGCACAAGUACUUGCAUGUAUUGUGACCAUUGCCAUGACUCUACUUACACUGUUUCGUGCUGCCACCAGUUUUGCAACAAAGAAGCUUCAACAAGCAAACUGUGAAUCUCAUUGGCAUGAUGCUGAAUUAGUUAAAAACACUAAUCCCAAGGAGUUUAGACGAUCAGCCAGCCACGGUUUCACAGAGGCUAAUCUCUCCUCUGUUCUAAAGAGGCUAGAUGAGCUAGAAAAAAAAUUUGACCUUCUUCAAUCUAAGCCACCAAAAAUGCCUUAUGAGAAAGAAGAGUUGCUCAAUGCCGCUGUUUGCCGCGUGGACGCAUUAGAAGCUGAACUUAUUGCUACCAAAAAGGCUUUUUAUGAGUCUCUAAUGAGGCAAGAGGAACUGUUGGCAUUUUUUGAUCGUCAGGAAGAAGAGAAGCUUCGGAGGAAGAAACGUUGCCUCUGAAGGAAACUAGCCGUUCUGGCAUUCUCCUUCUUUGAUGAGAGAAAAAAAAUAAUUGAAUAUUUAUUUAUUGAAGGAUUCUCUUGCUUGCCUCUUGGGACGGUAUAAAGUUUGCAAUAAAUAUAAGCUUCCAUCCACUUGUAAACACUAUUUUUUCCACUUUUUAUUUCCGUCUCUGCUACUUUUCAAACAUUCGUAUGAGUGACAAAAAUGAGGAUAUUUUGUGAUUCUUAUUUUA